AUGGUGCCCCGCCGGUUCAGUCGUCGCCUGAUUGCAGUUGCAACCGCCAUCGCAUUCUUCUUCCUCUACAACAUCGGCUUUCUCUCCAAUAACAAUCGACAAUGGCGCCCUCACUUCACAACAACGACAGAAGUCCCCCCGACCCUCGAAGAAAACGGUGAACCAGCCCCAUUCUGUCCACCCCUACCAGGCAUCGAAGAUGUGCUCGUGGUAAUGAAAACCGGAGUGACGGAAUCGCGCGAGAAAGUCCCCAUCCACUUCAAAACAACAUUACGAUGCAUCCCCCACUAUGUAAUCUACUCCGACUUUGCAGAAGAAAUCGAAGGCGUCCAAAUCCACGAUGUCCUCGCAAACAUGGACAGCGCCGCAAAGAAGAACCCGGACUUCGACUUCUACCACCGAAUCGUGAAAUACGGCCGAAAGGGUCUGGAGCAACAUGAUUUCUCGGACGAAGCAAACUCCGCCAUCGGAAAACCGAACAAUCCAGGCUGGAAACUCGAUAAAUGGAAGUUCCUCCCAAUGGCACAGGAAGCGCUACGAUACAAGCCAGACGCGAAGUGGUUCAUCUUCGUCGAAGCGGACACGUACAUCUCUUGGCCAACGGUCCUAACCUGGCUGGCCCGGUUCGACCACACAAAACCACAAUAUCUCGGCACGGAGACUCAGAUCGCAGACGUUAUCUUCGCCCACGGUGGUUCGGGCUUCAUGCUCUCGAACCCUGCUCUACAGCGCGCCUCCGACGAAUACACCACCCGCGAGGUCGAGCUGAACAACUUCACAGACGAGCACUGGGCCGGCGACUGCGUGCUGGGCAAGGUCCUCAGCCACAUCGGUGUCAACCUACACUUUACAUGGCCGAUCCUUCAAAACUCCAAUAUCGGCGAAUUGGACGAGUUCACUACAGAUUUCUACCGGAAACCAUGGUGUUUCAUCGCCGUAGGCCUCCACCACCUCUCGCCAAGUGAUAUCGAGAACCUAUGGAAAUUCGAACAAAAGCGCUGGCGUGAUAAAAACAAACGAAUCCUCCUGCACGGCGACCUCUUCCGCGAAUUCAUCUCCCCAGAAAUCUCCACACAACCCAUACGACCAAACUGGAACAACAUGGCCGGCGAAGAGCAGCCCUUCGCACAUAAUUUCGAAGACUGCCGCUUAAUCUGCGAGACGCAGAAAACAUGUGUGCAAUUCGCCUUCCGGGAAGGUAAAUGCUUCACGAGUCUCAACCCGCGUCUCGGACAUGCGGUUCCGAGUGGCGAUGCGACGUCAGGUUGGAUUACUACUCGGAUUCGUGAUAUGACGGAGAAGAAGGGGUUGUGUAGGAAGCCUGAUUUCGGGGAUUAA
This is a messenger RNA of Penicillium hordei, 1338 nucleotides long. Its product is annotated as glycosyltransferase family 31 protein. Gene Ontology annotation, molecular function: glycosyltransferase activity. The record is from RefSeq and is a predicted model, not a curated record. Bases 1 to 1338 code for a protein of 445 amino acids. Lineage: Eukaryota; Fungi; Ascomycota; Eurotiomycetes; Eurotiales; Aspergillaceae. The transcript is spliced from 2 exons. Gene Ontology annotation, cellular component: membrane.